This is a messenger RNA of Paralichthys olivaceus (Japanese flounder), 957 nucleotides long. It is a transcript of the gene vcpkmt, whose product is annotated as valosin containing protein lysine (K) methyltransferase. The record is from RefSeq and is a predicted model, not a curated record. Gene Ontology annotation, biological process: peptidyl-lysine trimethylation. Gene Ontology annotation, cellular component: cytosol; cytoplasm. Gene Ontology annotation, molecular function: protein-lysine N-methyltransferase activity. Lineage: Eukaryota; Metazoa; Chordata; Actinopteri; Pleuronectiformes; Paralichthyidae.
AAAAAGAAACCACACCGGAACUCCACUCUCCUAAGUUCCUGUUUAGACCAACAUGGCGGCGGACGCGAAUGAAAAUGAGUAUUUCGUGCGAGAAAUCGAGAAGAACGACGGCUGUGCCCUGAAAGUGAAGCAGUGCUACCUGGGGGAUGUCGGCUGUGUGGUUUGGGACGCAGCCAUUGUUCUCGCCAAAUAUUUAGAGACGAAACAGUUUCACGAUCCGUCCAGAGGAGUGGACGUGUGGGCCGGCAGGAGGCUGCUGGAGCUGGGAGCUGGGACCGGAGUGGUGGGUCUGAUGGCAGCAACACUGGGAGCUCAGGUGACUGUGACAGACCUGGAGGACUUGCAGAACCUCCUGAGAAUGAACAUCCAGGAAAACCAGGCGCUCAUCAGCAGCGGAUCCAUAACCGCCAAGGUACUGAAAUGGGGUGAAGAUGUGUCUGACUUUUUGCCUCCUCCACAUUAUGUCCUCAUGGCAGAUUGCAUCUAUUACGAGCAGUCGAUUGUUCCACUGGUGGAGACCUUGAGGCUUCUCUCCGGACCAGAGACCUGCAUCAUUUGCUGCUAUGAGCAGCGCACCGAGGGCGUCAACCCAAAAGUGGAAAGGCAGUUUUUUGAGUCGCUGAAACAACACUUCAGCUUUGAGGAGAUCCCUUCAGACAAACAAGACCCAGAGUUCAGCAGUCCAGACAUCCACAUCCUGCACAUCCGGAAAAAAGUCUGAAUAUUGUCUGGUGACGUUUGUGUGUGGGUGGACUUUUCUGUGUGUCUUCAUUUCUACAUUAUUUUUUUAAUCAUUAAAUAUUUUUAAUAUAUCAGUAAAUGCUGUCCUGGUUUGUGAUUGGAGUAAAAGUGUAGUUGCAAGACUGUGAAGGCACAGUAGAUGGCAGCCAUGUGGCCCAUGUGCAAACAGACGUGUCAGACAGGCUGAUUGUCUUUAAUAAAAAUGAGUUGUUUAAG